UUCUGUCGGCAAGCAUGGAUGGCAAGUUAUUGAAGGUUUGAACGGUAUAUUAUACGUAAUUUAAAUGACAAGAUAUUCCUGUUUUUUGACUUGCUAUGGCCGUCGCGAAAUUGGGUCCUGUGUGUCAGCUACUCUGCUGGACUGUGCUAAAACAAAUAAAGUACUCAAGACCGUUCAGGAAAUCAGCGUCUAGUUUCAUCUCCGGUGGUUUUGCAAAUCACAACUGCACAAUUACAAACCCGAUUUUUUGCCAAUUUUUAAGACAUCAGCGAAACUUUCAUAGUACAACUCCAGUAAUGGUCACAAAGAUUUUGACAGUGGACGAGAUCUUUUCCAUGAAAUCCCUACAUGACUACCUCAAGAGAGUAGAAACGGAAUAUGCUAACUGUUUGGAAGCAGUGAACGCUGCAGACAUUCACACGGACGACGAGGAGUUAAGAACAAAAAGGACAAGAAUGUCUUUUUUAGGACCGUUGAUCCAAAAAAUUAAAGAUUUAGAAAUAAAACGGAGGGAAUUUGAGGAGACCGAGGAGUUACUGAAAGAGAAUGACCCAGAUCUGCGUGAACUUGUACAGAGAGAGCACGAGAAUUGUCACGCAGCCAUUCAAGAAAUGAAACAAAUAAUUCUCUCUCUCCUGAUCCCUGAGGAGCAGUCAGACAUGAGUGAUCUGGUACUAGAGGUUACAGCUGGGGUUGGAGGUCAGGAAGCCAUGCUUUUUACCGCUGAAAUAUUUGACAUGUAUCAGAACUUUGCUGCUUUCCAUGGCUGGAACUUUGACAUUCUGGAAUUCAUGCCAAGUGACAUAGGUGGUGUAAGGCAUGCCACAGCAAGCAUCAGUGGCCCAUUGAGCUAUAAAAAGAUGAAGUUUGAAGCAGGGGUCCAUCGUGUUCAGAGGGUCCCAAAGACAGAGAAACAAGGACGCACACACACAAGCACGAUGACAGUGGCAAUACUACCACAGCCAUCAGAGAUCUCUUUUACUAUAAACUCUAAAGACCUAAGGAUAGAGACAAAGCGAGCCAGUGGAGCUGGAGGACAACAUGUUAACACGACUGAUAGUGCUGUGAGGAUUGUCCACUUACCAACAGGCAUGGUGUCAGAGUGUCAGCAGGAGCGUUCCCAGAUCAAAAACAAAGAGAAGGCCAUGAAAGUGCUGCGGGCCAAGAUCUACAAUGCAAAAUUGGAGGAGGAGACCAGUAAGAGAUAUCAAACUCGCAAACUUCAGAUUGGAACCAAAGGCAGAUCAGAAAAAAUCAGGACCUACAACUUCUCUCAGGACAGAGUCACUGACCAUCGGAUUGGGAAAACUCUGCAUGAUGUACAUUGCUUUUUAUCAGGGGAGGCGCUUCUGGAUCAAAUGAGUGUGUCUUUGCAGCAGUUUUCUGAACAAGAAGAUCUCAUAGACAUUCUGGAGAACAAAUGACUUGGAUCAGAAAUUUUAUGUGACUGAUUUAAUGAAUGCAUUUUGUAAUAUGUAAUGUAUAUGUAAUGCUUAACUGAUAGCAAUCAUGAGUUUUCUUUUGUUUUGACAACCGUGGUUUAUGAAAAGUGAGACUUUGUCUUUAACAGAUUCACAAAGAACAAAUUAUAUACAAAUUUAAUUUGUUUAAUUUAACCUGUAUACUAAUUUCUCCAGAAGACUGUUCACAACACUAUAAAUAAUCAGAUGUAAUGGUGUGACAAGCUAGCUGCAGGUCAUAGCCAGAAAACACCUGGAAUUUUAUCCUUAAGCCUACUUUGAGCUGUUUUGUGCUGUACACAAAGUAAUUUAUUCUGCUGAACACGUUACUGUACUGAGGCUAAAGUUAGUUCCUCCUACACCCCUUGGGUUUCUUAAGGGUACCCUGGCCCAGGCGUAGAUGCUUAAAGUGCUUAUGUGAUUUAGACUAAGGUUUACCUUCCUGUUUAUCAAACUACUGCUCACCCAAACCAAAAAUACAUUAAUUUGAUUCUUUAUACACAUGAAAAAGUCUGAAUAAAUUCUGAAUCAAUACCAAUGUUUCACUGUAUUAAGAAGUACUGUUCUUAAUGGAUUAUUGUACUAUGAGUACUGUACUAUGCUGAUAUCUAGAGAGCCUUUAUUAUUCUUUCUGUAUAAAAUUAUUUGCCAGGCCCUUGUGUUAGUGCCUGCUUUUUUUCAUGGUCCCCUGAAAGAAAUGUGCAGAACUAAAAUAAACAUAAAAUGGCUUUAUCAAAUGGAAAUGUU
This is a messenger RNA of Electrophorus electricus (electric eel), 2207 nucleotides long. It is a transcript of the gene mtrf1l, whose product is annotated as mitochondrial translational release factor 1-like. NCBI's taxonomy places the organism in Eukaryota, Metazoa, Chordata, Actinopteri, Gymnotiformes, Gymnotidae. The record is from RefSeq and is a predicted model, not a curated record. Gene Ontology annotation, molecular function: translation release factor activity. Gene Ontology annotation, biological process: mitochondrial translational termination. Gene Ontology annotation, cellular component: mitochondrion.